This is a messenger RNA of Pichia membranifaciens NRRL Y-2026, 1053 nucleotides long. RefSeq lists its product as hypothetical. Lineage: Eukaryota; Fungi; Ascomycota; Pichiomycetes; Pichiales; Pichiaceae. Gene Ontology annotation, molecular function: ATP:ADP adenylyltransferase activity; ATP binding. The coding region runs from base 1 to 1053 and encodes 350 amino acids. The transcript has a single exon. The record is from RefSeq and is a predicted model, not a curated record. Gene Ontology annotation, biological process: nucleotide metabolic process.
AUGGGUGAACCGCUCGUCAUUGAAACGUUGGAAGAGUUACGGGAUCUUGACCUUUUUGAUCGGAUUGUCAAGAUCUUUGAUGAAGCUGAAAAAAAUGGAGAUUUAGUUUUCAAGGAGGCCAGCGACUUUGAAAGGAUCACAGACAAGAAGACCAAGAUGGAGUACGAGAUUAAGGUCGUAGAGGCAUUAUCAAAGCGACCAAACAACCGUGCAAGCGAACCUGGGGAUGACGUGAAGGUCACACAGGAAAAGAUUGCCGAUAUCCAGAAAAAGAACCCAUUUCUUCACCCGGAGCCGGAGUUGACCAUUAUUGAUUCGUUGUUUGGAAAUUAUCGGCUGAUAUUGAACAAGUAUCCGAACACAAGGUACCAUUUUUUGCUUGUCACGAAGGAGUUUGAAAAACAAGACACUCUUUUGAAACCUAUUGAGCUGCAGCUCAUGCAUGCGAUAUUGGAGAACCUCAACAGGAAAAUUGAGGAGAAGAACAUGACUGAGAGGUACUUUUCUUUCUUUAACAGCGGUCCGGAGAGUGGGUACUCGCAGUUCCACAAGCACAUCCAGUUCAUGAUGCUGCCUAGCAACUUCCACGUCUACCAGGAUGAUGUUGUGAGAGGUGUUGACUAUUUUAUACCGAAGGAGAUUGUUGAGAACCGGAGACCGUUGUUCCACAAGAAGGCCAGUUUCAAGCACUAUAUCUUGAAAUUGAAGGAUGAUCCAAGCGAUGAGGAGGAUGAGCAAGACUCGUUGGCCAUUCUCUACAUGUACUUGAUCAAGAGGGCAUUGAACAUCUACAAGGAGCACGACAUGGAGGACUCGAUGAUGAGUUACAACUUGCUGAUGAUGCCGGACUGGAUAAUGAUUGUUCCGCGGAGGGCCGCCAAGUACGGGGAGGUGUGGCAGAACUCGCUUGGGUUCAUGGGCUUGUUCUGUGUGAAGAACGAAGAGCUGAAGAACCUUGUGCUGGAGUUGGGGUUUGCCAAAAUCCUUGAAGAAUGCGGUUUCCCCAUCGAGGAGGACGAGGAGCACAUUGUGUACAACGAGUACGGGUACUGA